AUGGCUAAUCUUGGACCAUCGGAUCGUGUUAUGGAAAACAAGCCUUCUAUUAGGUACAUGAAAAGUUGGUCUAUUAUAGAUAGGAUAUUUAUGGGGACUCUUCAGCAAAAUGGCCCAAAUAUGUGUACAAGAUUCAUGAUAACCAUAAUGGGUGUGAUGGUUAAAUAUUGGGAGAUCACUAAGGCCUUA
Dovyalis caffra is the source of this 189-nucleotide messenger RNA. The record is from the annotation of a GenBank genome assembly. NCBI's taxonomy places the organism in Eukaryota, Viridiplantae, Streptophyta, Magnoliopsida, Malpighiales, Salicaceae.